AUGCGGUGCGGGCCCGUGAGCUUGGGACUCUUUGAUGCAUUCAAGAAGGCGUUCGACAACAAGGAUUACACCAACUCGCCGGCGACGUACGAGCAAACAAACGCUCGCGCGAGCCACAUCCUCGUGCCGACAGAGGCUCAGGCGCUUGAGAUCAAGUCCGCGCUUGAAAGCGGCAGCACCGACUUUAGCGAGGCCGCAAUGAAGCACAGCACUUGCAACUCGGCGGCGCGGGGCGGUAAGCUUGGGAAGUUCACGCCCGGGCAAAUGGUGAAGGAGUUUGACGACGUUGUCUUUGGGCUAUACGAUACCGGCUUGAUCAACCCCAAAAACGAGGCGGACAUCUACGAGCCCAAGUACGCUCUCGAUGAAGUCCACGGCCCGGUGGCUACCCAGUUCGGCUUUCACCUCAUCAAAAUUGAGACACGCUACAUCUCUGAGAGCGACUUCCGGCUGAAGCAGAGCGCCGGCCUGUGA
Molecule: messenger RNA, 474 nt
Organism: Emiliania huxleyi CCMP1516
Lineage: Eukaryota; Haptophyta; Isochrysidales; Noelaerhabdaceae
Exons: 1
Coding region: 1-474 (157 amino acids)
Molecular function (GO): peptidyl-prolyl cis-trans isomerase activity
Source: RefSeq, a predicted model, not a curated record